CUUUUUGCUGUGCUGACAAAGUUUGGCGUCAGUUUGUUGUGUCCUGACUUUUUCCUCUGCCGUCUUUCCGCAGCGUAUUUCACGGAGCUGCACGGCCAGUCGGAGCGCUCGCUGCAGGAGGUGCUGUCUCCGCUGGGCCCCCUGUACUCCCAGAACGCCCGUCUGUUUGCAGAGCUCUACGGCGACCUGCGUCAGUACUACCGGGGCUCCGCCCUCAACCUGGACGAGAACCUGUCCGAGUUCUGGUCCCAGCUGCUGGAGCGAACGUUUAAAGCCUCUGUCCCCGCGGAGGUCAACCUGUCGGAGGAUUACCUGGAAUGUGUUGCUAAGCAGCAGGAGACGCUGCGGCCGUUCGGAGAGAUCCCUCGGGACAUGAAAACGAAAGUGAUCCGGGCUUUCGUCACGGCCAGGUCGUUCGUCCAGGGCCUGCUGGUCAGCUCAGAGGUGAUCAAGAAGGUCUCACAGGUGUCUCUCGCUGAGGAGUGCACCAAGGCCCUGAUGAAGCUGGUGUACUGCCCUCACUGCCGCGGCCUGGCCUCGGUCCAGCCCUGCUCCAACUACUGCUCAAACGUCAUGAAGGGCUGCCUGGCCAACCAGGCUGACCUGGAUCCGGUGUGGCAGGAGCUCAUCGACACGAUGAUCCAAGUCGCGUCCAGCUUCAGCACAGAGCCCAGCCUGGACGUGGUUCUGUCCUCCAUCCCCAUACGGAUCUACGAAGCUGUGCACUAUCUGCAGGAAAACAUGGACACGUUUACAGCAAAGGUGUACCAAACAUGCGGCUCCCCAGGUGAACCAGGAACCGGAAGUCCAAACGCCCACGAGCAGAAGAAGAAGAGCGGCUCGCUGACUGCGUUCGAAUACAAACCGUCCCCAACGGCUGGACUCAGACUGGAAAUACAGGUGUCAGAUCUGUCCAGUAAACUGAGGGACAUGCGUCAGUACUGGGUCCAGCUGCCGGUUGCGCUGUGCAGCAAACUGGCGGCUGAAAGCAACAGUCAGGACAACUGCUGGAACGGGAUGACCAAAGCCAGGUACCUUCCAGGGGUGAUGGGAGACGGUUUGGCAAAUCAGAUCAACAACCCAGAAGUGGAUCUCGACAUCACAAAACCCAUCAUGAAAAUCCGGCAGCAGAUCAUGGAACUGAAAAUAAUGAGCAACAGACUAAAAGAUGCUCUGGAAGGCAACGAUGUCGACUUUCAGGAUGCAAGUGAGGAUAUCAGCGGCUCAGGAAGCGGGAUGUGUCUGAGCGGUCAGUGCGCUCGGAGCAGGCCGGGACUUUAUGCCUACGCGCCGGAGACCAAGCCGGUCGGAGGGGCGGCCACGCCUGGCAUCGGCGUCCCGCUGCUGCUGCUGCCAUUCACCGUCCUGCUGCUCCAGCGAUGAUGGACCCCCUUCACCGCUUUGUACGAAGGGGCCUGAGGGCUGAACCAUGGGAAAUGGGGAUGAAUGGGAGGAAAAGUGGAACGAAACUUUGCCAAAAAGACAUUUUGUUGAAUGGAUGAACAUUUUCCUUGACUUAAAGGAAUGAAAAUUGACCUUAGUCUUUACUUUGCUGCGCUUUGAUGUGUUUUAGUUUGAAUGUGAAUUAGUGUGAGGUCAGUGGAUCUUUUGAUGAGGAACAACAAUGAAGAAGAUGUCUGUAGCUCCAGUUUCCAGCCAGCAGGUGACCUUAUCUGUGGUGCAUUCACCAAGGAUUUAUUUUUAAAUGUUAUUCUUCAAGUUUGUCUGACUUAAGCAAACCAUGUACGCUGUAAAUGUUUGUGUACAUUACCUUAAAAACUGGCGCCAUACUGAGCCAUGAAUGUACAACAUAAUACUCCACUGGCAAUGAAAUCCACGUUAUCUGUGAUGUUGACAUUCAGUGGAAAACAAUGCAGAGAAGUCAUAGCACUCUUGAAAUGUCCGAGUUUUUGUGAUUGCAUCGGUUCACCUUACCUUUACUUCAAAGCCGGAAAUGAAAUGUCCAGUUUUUAAACGGCUUGUUGCCAUCAAAGCCCCCAACAAGCAAGAGCACACACACAUUUUCUAGAAAUUGCUUACCGAGGGCGAGGAAUUUCGAAGUUUCCAAUUUCCACAAAAGAAAAACGUAAUGAUUGAACAAACAAAAAGAGAAAAGCUGCUGCAGGAGAAGAUUUCAGAGGUAACUCAUCUCAAAGUGGCUGAUUACAUCAAAUCAAAGCUUAAUACAUCACUGCACAGGUACACUGAGGUUUUGUAAUGAUUUGUUGUUAUGAAACCAAUGUGGCACAACAAAAGAAAAGGUUUUCCGGUUCUUCAAGCUGCCUGGGUUUGUGUAUAUACUGAAUUUUUGCAAUAUUCUUUCUACAUUUGACUGGUGAUAUUAUUUACCUUGGCAUGCCUUCUGUUAAAGUCUACACUAGGUUCCUGUUGCAGACAUGUUAAUUUACACAGAUACAUGGCAGCAGUGUUGAAUACACACACUGAUGGAGUGUGUGUGUCUGUAUUAGGCGGGUUUUUAAUCAUCAGUGUAUUUAACCACCUUUCAUCCAUUAAACUGGUUGAUUGUAGCAGAUGGGAGUGUCACUCGAUUAUUCUUUGGGUUGUUUUGGAAGUCCUACUCUUCGUCCAUUAUAAAUAUAUAUAUUUGUGUGUG
Molecule: messenger RNA, 2614 nt
Organism: Poecilia reticulata (guppy)
Lineage: Eukaryota; Metazoa; Chordata; Actinopteri; Cyprinodontiformes; Poeciliidae
Source: RefSeq, a predicted model, not a curated record